Messenger RNA from Carassius gibelio (silver crucian carp), 3763 nucleotides. RefSeq names its product zinc finger protein 501-like. Lineage: Eukaryota; Metazoa; Chordata; Actinopteri; Cypriniformes; Cyprinidae. The coding region runs from base 212 to 1795 and encodes 527 amino acids. Gene Ontology annotation, molecular function: RNA polymerase II cis-regulatory region sequence-specific DNA binding; DNA-binding transcription factor activity. The record is from RefSeq and is a predicted model, not a curated record. The transcript is spliced from 3 exons. Gene Ontology annotation, biological process: regulation of transcription by RNA polymerase II.
UGACCAUGCUCUCUGUUUUAUUUGGUUGUGGUGCUGUUUUAAUACAAGAGCUUAGAAAUGUUGUUUAUGUAAAUAGAAAAAUAUAGUUUUUGGUUUUUUGAAAAGUAAAUGCCUGUAGUAUUCUCAUCUUCACAGUCGUGGUUAAGUUUUGAAGCAAACAGGAAUAUCUGGAGAAGUAGAAUCAUCUGAACUGAGAUCUGCUGCUGUAAAGAUGCUGUUUGUUAAAGAGGAGAGUGAAGAGAACACGAGUGAACCAGAAACACUGAGAAUAAAACACGGGGAACCAGAAACCUGGAGAAUAAAACAAGAGGAACCAGAAACCUGGAGAAUAAAACAAGAGGAGCCAGAAACCAGGGGAAUAAAACAAGAGGAGCCAGAAACCAGGGGAAUAAAACAAGAGGAACCAGAAACCUGGAGAAUAAAACAAGAGGAGCCAGAAACCUGGAGAAUAAAACAAGAGGAACCAGAAACCUGGAGAAUAAAACAAGAGGAGCCAGAAACCAGGGGAAUAAAACAAGAGGAACCAGAAACCUGGAGAAUAAAACACGGGGAGCCAGAAUCCUUGGGAAUAAAACCGGAGGAACAAGGAGAGUUUCUUGAAGAAAGUGAGGAGCAUGAAGAAUUGAAUAAAGAUGAGGAGAAAGAUCAUUUCAAAACUGGAGAAAACCCUUCGAGUUGCUCUCAAACCAAACAGAAAAAUUUAAAGAAAAGAAGAGCCACCUGUAAUCAGUGUGGAAAGAGUUUCACAAAAAAAAAUAGUCUUAAUGUUCACAUGAGAAUUCACACUGGAGAGAAACCUUACAAGUGUUCACACUGUGACAAGAGAUUCAGUGCUUCAUCAAGACUGAAAACACAUGAGAGGAUUCACACUGGAGAGAAACCGUAUACUUGUGAUCAGUGCGGGAAGAGUUUUGCACGAAGAGGAAUCCUUAUAAGACAUAUGAGAAUUCAUACAGGAGAGAAACUGUACACAUGUAAUCAAUGUGGAAAUAGUUUGAAAUCUAAAUAUAGUCUUGAUCGUCACAUGAGAGUUCAUACUGGUGAGAAACUGUACACUUGUGAUCAAUGCGGGAAGAGUUUUGCACGGAGAGGAAUCCUUAUAAGACAUAUGAGACUUCAUACAGAAAAGAAACUAUACACAUGUAAUCAAUGUGGAAAGAGUUUAAUUAGCAAAUGUAGUCUUGAGAUUCACGUGAGAGUUCAUACUGAUGAGAAACUGUACACUUGUGAUCAGUGCGGGAAGAGUUUCUCACACUCAGCAAACCUUAAGAGACACAUGAACACCCACACUGGAGAGAAGCAGCACUCAUGUGAUCAAUGCAGCAAGAGAUUUUUAAGAGCUUCAGACCUGAAGCAGCACCUGAAGGUUCAUACAAAGGAGAAGCCACAUUCAUGUAGUUUGUGUGGAAAGAGUUUUUCACGUUUUUCAACUUUGAAAGAACAUCAGAAAAUACAUAGUGCUGUGAGAGAGUACAUGUGCUUUGAGUGUAAAAAGACUUUUACUAGAGAAAAGUGUUUAAAACUGCACGAGAGGAUCCACACUGGAGAGAAACCCUACAAGUGUUCACACUGUGACAAGAGAUUCAGUCAUUCAUCAAAUCUGAAAAGACAUGAGAGGAACCACACUGGAGAGAAACCGUAUCACUGCACUGAAUGUGGGAAGUGUUUCAAAUGUUCAACUGCUCUACACAGACAUACAAAAAACAAUCAUAAGUUGACUGAAGAAAACGAGGUGAUUAAAGAAUCAAGUGAAGUUAAGGAGAAAAAUCACGUUAAAACUGGAGAAAAACUUUAGAAUUCCUCUCAAACCAAACAGAAAUAUUUAUUCUGCAUUUCACCGUGAAAAGAGUUUGAAAAGCAAUACAAGUCUUGAGCAUCACAUGAGAGUUCAGACUGUAGAGAAAUCAUUCACAUGUAAUCAAUAUCGGAAGAGUAAAGGAACGCAUGGACAUCCACACUGGAGAGAAACUGUGCUCGUGAUCAAUGCAGAAAAACAUUUUUUGAGCGCUUCAGAUCUGAAGCAGGACCUGAAAGUACAUACAAAAGAGAAACCACAUUUAUGUAAUUUACAUUUACGUUUAAUCAUUUAAAACAAUAGAAACAAUUAUUUGUGUGGCAAGUUUUUUUUCUGUGUCUACAAAAUUUGAAAGUACAUCAGAAAAUGCAUACUGGUGUGAAAGAGUACAUGUGAUUUUGAGUGUGAAAAAAAAAGACUUCAGUGAUUUGUUUAAAACUUCACCAGAGGAUUCACACUGGAGAGAAACUUCGUAAGUGUCCACAAUGCAACAAGAGAUUCAGUGUGUCAUCACAUCUGAAAACACACAUGAGAGGAUUCACACUGGAGCGAAACCGUAUCACUGCACUGAAUCUGGGAAGUGUUUCAAUCAAUCAUCUGCUCUACACAGACAUAGCCUACAAAAAAACAAUUAAAUAAGGCCCCGUACACGCAUUUAGCUGUAUUCAUCCAGACAGAUCAAGCAUUUUGGGAGCCUGAAACCGGAUUUUAUUCAUCUUCAAAAUCAGCAGAUUCACCUGAUAUUCAGAUCAACUAAAAGAUGCAGUUCCUCCCGAAAGAAUGUCAAAAAGUUUUUUUCUUGUAUAUCAGUUUGUUUCAUGAUUUGAAUAAUAUCAUUGUGCUUUCUUAUGAGUUUCAUUUAAUUCAUGUUCAGUUGUCUUAUAACGCAUAUCACCUGUAGUUUGCUUAAGUUUUCAUGAAGGAAAGUAGCUUUUUACAAACUGUUCUUGUUCAGGAAGCUGUAGAGGAGACUAACACUUUAAGAGACACCAAGAUAUCAUUUUAAUUGGUUAUUCAUUGUUACUUUUAAAACAAGUAAUUCUUCUAUGAUAUGUUCAGAAAACACAGAUGCAAGAUAUACUGUCAUGUAGAUUUGUAAUUGAUAUUUAAUUGCUUCUCUUUCUGUAGGAAUUAAUGUCUGAACUCCGUAAUUAGCCCUGAGGCAAAAUUAUGAAAGACCAUCAUAUCAAUAAACUCUAAUGUUAACUGUUCUGCUUUCGGUGCUAGAACAAUUAAGGAAAUACACUAACAAUUUAUUAUUGGUAUAUAAAUAUUGUCAAGCUAACUGUAUCUUGCCAACUGUUGCUACAUGUGAUAAUAUCCAGAUAUCCGUCUGAGAUGCGUUACAAUUUUUUUGCAAUCCAGCAGCAGGAUCUGUUGUACUGAAGGCGUGCAGCGGAGGGUGGUUGCCUCCACAAAGUGCAUUCAAAAUUGUUUAAUGCACAGCUAGUCACUAAUUAUCCUGCUUAUGCCAUGGUCAUUUGCAUGCACAUAAUAGAUGUUAAUAAUAUUUGUUCUGCAAUAUUUGAUUGGAAUGAUAAAAGUUUGUUUACUUUUGUCAUUCACAACUUGUUAGAUGUUAGAUUAUGGUUUCCAAUGUUUAUAGGAAGCACAUUAAUGUAGAACAUGAUAAACUGACCUGGAACUACCUGUGCAGUUAAACAAAUUUAAUCAACACCUGCCAGCCAAUCAGAAUCGAGUAUUCAGACAGAACAUGGCACAAGAAAACAAGUUUUUUGAUAUAUUAGAGACAAUUUCCAAAUACAAAUGUUUCAAAUAAAUGAUACACCAUACUGCUGCUGCUGUUCUUUCAGUGAGCGAAUUUAAAGGGUAUACAAAUUAAUAAUAUGCCAAACGAACAAACAAUAAACCUUUGUUAUUAUCUAAAGUAAUUCAUGACACAAUAUUGAAUAUAAAAAGUAUCCAGUUUAAUAAAAUAAAUGAACACUAAUAAAACAAAGUAACAAA